CAUGCACCUUGACUGAGUGUAUCUCCUUCAAGCACUUUCACUUCACUCUGUCGAGUGAUUCUACUCACCCCAAGAACUAUCUGCUUUGCCUGUUGGCCAGGACCUCAUCCCAUGGCCUUUGUCUUUGAAGCUCGAGACUUGUUUGUCUUGAUUGCAUUCGUUGUCCCAGGAAAUGGGUCUUUGUCUGAGUUUGUCAAUUUCGUUGUAUCGCCAUGCAAGCCCUCCUUGACCAUUCCGAGACAACUAAACAAAGCCGAUUUCGACGGACUUCUGCUUCGACCCCUUAAAGCUGCUACGAUGUCCUUGACUGCAUCCCAGGUCCCCCUUCGAGUUCUGCAGCCGAAGGACAGAUACUGACUACCUGCUUCAUCUUUCAGACUCGUUGGCGAUAUUCACCACAUCAACAUUACCAGCUCUCAAUCAUGUCUCCCACCAACGAGCCUGGAGUGGCGAGUAUCCCCUCUGCUACGUUCAUGCGUCGCUUCCGAGGUUCUGCCCAGAAGAAGACAGCAGCCUUCCGCAAACGACUUUCAACUUGUCUCAAGACCGAGGUCGACAAUAAGUCACCUCGUCAGACAUCGUCUAUCCAAGUGCAGGACUUUCUGGCCUUCAAGACACGGAUGGAUAACAAUCAAGAGAAGCCAAUGCCGCCACAACAAGGCCAGCGAAGAACAGCGUUACCCCGUCCACAGUCGGAGUACUUGCCCGCCUUGGUUUUCGACACCGGAUCAUCGACCAGUCUUGGGAACGUUUCUGAACUUGCAGCAGAUUCACUGGGUGACUUCUCAGGCAGCCAGGUUUCGCUACCAUCAAGCUUUGGUGGGCCUUUCCCGGUGAAUGCGUGGAGUGAACCUCCUCAUCAAGAGAGUACGACCGAGCGGAAGGACAAACGUGUGAAUAUUGUGGAAUUGCCUGCUACCGUCAAAACUGCGACGACCGUGAUCGACUCAACUCCAAUUCCAGUGACGCCUGCUAUUGAGUUGUCAGGGGACAGCGAUGUCAAGCCAUUCAAAGCAUAUCCUGGCGUGCCACCGCGCAAACCUGUCACUGAGAAGUAUGUUGUCCCAGCUUUGCAAGCCGGCUAUGUUGGAGGUGUUCCACCACAGCUCAAAGUGGGUCAUGCCAGACAGUCCAGCAAUCCUGCGGUCGCUGCUGCUGGCAAACAAUCACGAGAGCAUUAUUCUUGGCCAUUGGUUGACUUUCGCGAAGAACUGUUUCUCAAUCAUAAGCCGUCCCAGGCUGCGGUCCUUACACCACGAAGUCAACGACAUCCGAAGCACCAGAUGCCGCGCAUUCCGUCAAUGAACUUUUCACACGAGCCCCUUGAUGAAGAAGCCACUGCCAUCCUGGCCAGAUUGGAGCAGGAAAAGAGAGAAGCUGUUCAACCGCGUGGCUACGUCUCUCCGGUCUCACCAUUGGAGCGUGACAGGGUGGUUCACGAGAUGCAAGCGUCGAUUCCAUAAGCAGAGCGCCUCCAAUCCGACAAGCAACAGUGAGCCCGGUCUCGCCUCUUACAAGUGCUGAGAAACGAAUCAGCUGAUCAGGAAUAUGCGUGGCCGAGGUUCAGUGAAGCACAGCGAUACCAAGACCCGGCGGAGGAAUAUUCGAAAACCUGGCGUGAUCGGAGACGAGAGGUACGAAGAGAACGAGUGCAGCGACAUACUUG
Molecule: messenger RNA, 1666 nt
Organism: Exophiala viscosa
Lineage: Eukaryota; Fungi; Ascomycota; Eurotiomycetes; Chaetothyriales; Herpotrichiellaceae
Exons: 3
Coding region: 423-1463 (346 amino acids)
Source: RefSeq, a predicted model, not a curated record